AUCAUUGUGCCGCCAUGUUGGUUUGUCUUGGCGCUUUUUCGCGAGUAAUGUAAUGGCUGUAUAAAUCUUAAGUAUUUUAUAGUGUGAUAAUAAAUAAAAAAGACGAUUGUGCAGUGGACACUAUUUUAAUUGCAAAAUGGAUCCUUCUAAAAUGAAGGUUGUGGAUCUAAGAUCCGAACUUGGUGCUCUUGGUUUGGACACGAAGGGUAAUAAGGCGGCAUUAGUAGACCGUUUGAAGAAGGCUCUAGAAGCUAAAACUGGCAGAGUGUUCGCGGAGACAUCGAUCCUUGAUACAACCACGGAGGAUGUAGAUGAACCGGCGACCCCGCGGAAAUUGGGACCGGCAGCGCGGACUACACGGAGAUCUUCCUCAUCACGGCUAGUUGCUACACCUGCCAAGGUAGGUUUUAAGAUUUGGUUUGUUGUAUUAUUUGUUUUUUCAUUAUUACCUACAUAACAAAAGUCUGUUUAAUAAACGUAAAAGCUUUAAAAUACUGUUAAUCAAAUAUUAAAAUAAGAAAAUGUCUUUUUUUUUUUUCCGUUUCCGGCGGCUAAUUAGUCAACACGCACGUCACUUGUCUCUGUCGAAAUUUAUCGAAAAUUAGUGUUAAAUAGUAUCAAAUCAGUGCUGAGGAACUAAAUAACAUCAAAAUAAACAUUAACAAUCACAUAUGAAGUGCAUUCGCAGUGCUAGUGAAAAAACAUUGCCAAGAAAAUCAUAAAAACUAUACGACAAUUUAACCUAAAAAUUAUAGAAGCUAGUAUCAUAGACUAGAGAUACUGUGUACAGCCAGUGUCAAGUACCAACCUCACGACAGUGAUAGUGACAUAUACAGGGUUGCCACUAAUUUGAAGGAAAAUUUCCUAAACUAAUUACGAGUUACCACAACAUAAACAGAACUACCCCAUCUGAAAAAUUUUACAGAUCAUAAAUCAAAUGGACAAAAACAUGGAAUUACUUCUCCUCAAACUUGACGAGAAAUUAGAGAAACAAGCUGAAAAAAUAACUCAAUCGGUAACUAAAAAUGUCAUGGAAGCGCUAGAUGAGAAGAUGAAAACAAUUAUUGAGGAAAACAAUUUCCUUAAAAAUAAGGUAUCAGAACUGGAACAAAAACUGAUAGCAGUAGAUAAAGAAAAACGUAAAAACAACCUUGUGUUCUUCGGAAUCGAAGAGAAGGGAAAAUCUGAAGGGGAACUAGUUGACUACAUUAAGGACCUCAUAGUAGACAUGGGAGUUCACAUGGAUAGUCACGAAAUUAGCAAUGUGUAUAGAAUCGGAAAACAAAAAUUGUCCAGUCAUAGCAUCUAUCACAACCCAAUGGAAAAAACACCUUAUACUCAAAAAUAAGACAAACCUCCCUUCAGGUAUUAAUGUAAAAGAAGAUUACUCUAAGGAAAUCCUGGAAAAACGAAAACAGCUACAACCGCAACUUGAAGAAGAGAAAAAGAAGGGACACAUCACAAUAGAGAGAAGAGGAAACGAGAAACUUCAGAUUCUCCUAAGUCAUCAGCUCAGAAGAAAGUAAAUAUAAACCAAUCCUUGAGAAAUCCUUCACAAUCGCUAUCCAAAACUAGCAAUAAAGAGGUCAUGAGACCUAGCACACUUAACUAUGUCAACCGAGCAAGUUUUGAUCCACAAAUAAACGCUUCAAAAAACUAAUAACCGCCUCAGAAAAUCGAAAACAAACAAUAGCAAUAAGAACUAAAAUUAACAACCAAAACAAAAUAACAAAUAAUCUCCCACAACGGCUGGUCCCCGCGGGAGUUAUAGACCACCACCCUCUAACAAAAAGAAGAAACAAAAUACUCAACAUUGCAACCUUAAAUACCAGAACCCUUUGAACUGAAGAAAGCCUAAAUGAACUAGAAAAAGCCCUUGAAGACAUUAAAUGGGAUAUCCUGGCAUUUAGUGAGAUGCGAAGAUUAGGAGAAAAGAUUGAGGAACACACUGACUACAUACUAUUCCAUAAAGGUGAAGUAGCUGGUCAGAGAGGAGUAGGAUUCUUAAUCAAACAGUCAAUGAAACAACACAUACAAGAGCUAAUUGGAAUUUCUGAUCGAAUAGCCAUUCUUAACAUCGGCAUACCAGGUUAUAAAAAUAUAUGGUCAAUCAUAUAAAGACCAAUGGCAGACUUUCAUAAAUAAAAUUAGUUGAGAAUGAAUGGUAGUAUCUAUAUAUCAAAAAUAUCUUAAAAUGUUAAGCGUCACUCCCUUAAUAACUCUGUCAAAGAAUUUUGUCCUGAGAAGGCAUCAAAAAAAAGAUAUUUAGAUUUGAACCUUUUUAGGUUAUGUCUUAUGUCACUUGGAAAAAGUCAUGCGUCCUGUGGUUGUUUGAUGUUAGCUUAAUACAUUCUCAACAUAAUGUGCCCUAACUACAUAAUUGAGAGUUUUUAGAUUAUUGUAUCUCUAUUAUAUAUUUGCAUACUACAAAUGUAUAUUUCUGGCAUGGCUCCAGGGCCUUUGUGUCAUACACUGACAGUCUCAGAAGGGCUAGAACCUAGAGCCGUAAAGCCAGUAAAAAAAACAGUGACAUUUUGAUUUAGCUAGUGUUGCCAUAGCAUUAAAUGGAAUUGUUACAUAUUACUAUGAUUGAGAAAAUGUAUUAUUGUAGGAAGUUCUUUGUAAGAGACUUCUUUUCAACCAUAUCACUUUUAUUAUUAUUAUUAUUACUGAUUGUAGUAUAGUUAUUACUAAUAAUAACUUAAUAUAAAAAUAUUUUGUGUUUGUGUGUUGUGUUGGUAGUCUUACAAAGUGUAUACGAAAAUAGUAUGAAUAUUACUAUAAGGACAACACUGGAAUAGAGUAAAAUGAUUUAAGUCAUUUGAUAUUCCCAAAAAUGUGCUUUUUUCUGUGGUAUUUAAUUACAAUACAUUUUUAUUUGAAAAAUCAUAGAAAAAUAAUAAAACUCAUUUUAUAUAUAACUUAUUUCUAGACACAAUAAUUUUUGUCAACUAUUUUUCUGCCAUUGCCCUUUAUGCUCCAACAGAGCAAGCAACAAAAGCAGAAAUUAAACUUUUCUAAAAAGAAUUAUCACAAACGCUAACAAGAUAUUCAAAUAACCAUGUUAUUAUAAUGGGCGACUUCAAUGCUCAAGUUGGAGUGAAACAAUGCAAGGAGGAAUACGUCCUGGGGAACUUUGGCCAAGGAAAGAAGAAGUCCCCAUGGUGAAUUGCUCGUCGAAUUCUUGCUGCAACACAACCUAACACUCUUGAACAGUUUUUACAAGAAAAACCAAAAGAACAAGUGGACAUGGAUAUCCCCCGAUGGCAACACCAGAAACGAAAUUGAGUAAAAAAAUCAGAGAAAACGUAAGAAAAGACAGGAAGACCAAGAGGCUGCAAACAUUAAAAAAGCAUGUAGUGAAAACAGGAGGAGUGAGAAAAGCGCUUAAAGAACUUAGAGAAUCAAAUAAAGAAUGGAUACCAAAACUAAACAAAAAGGAGAAUACCUCAUCCAAUAC
Parnassius mnemosyne (clouded apollo) is the source of this 3460-nucleotide messenger RNA. The record is from the annotation of a GenBank genome assembly. Lineage: Eukaryota; Metazoa; Arthropoda; Insecta; Lepidoptera; Papilionidae.